This is a messenger RNA of Cladocopium goreaui, 1089 nucleotides long. The record is from the annotation of a GenBank genome assembly. NCBI's taxonomy places the organism in Eukaryota, Dinophyceae, Suessiales, Symbiodiniaceae.
AUGGUGGAGACACCUUUCUAUAGCCGAGCGUUGAUUCCUUCUCAAUGCACCUGUCCAUUGUUCACCUUUGACCACAGAUUUGACCAGGAGACACCGGCCCACUGCGUCCUUUACAGCUCGGGUCUGGCCGCAGCCUUCGGUAUUUUCAGCCACUUCCUGCCCAAGCGCGUCUUCAUCACGGGAGGCUACCAUGGGACCCACCAGGUCCUGGCGCAGCUGCAGAAGAUCUCAGAUGGCGCCAGGUACAAAAAGGAGCCCCUGAGAAGUCCUGAAGAGAUUGGUGCUUUCCUCCAAGCAGGUGAUCUGAUUUGGUUGGAAACCCCUUUGAAUCCCACCUGCGAAGUAGCAGACAUCCAAGCCUAUGUGGCUGCAGCAAGGGCCAAAGCUGAUGUUCAUGUGGUGGUCGACGGAACGUUUCCUGGCAGCUAUUCGGCAGCUGUUUCCUCCAAUUUCUUGGAAGAUUGGUUUGCACCGCCACCCCUGCAACGGCCUCUGCUGCUGGGCGUGGAUGCUGUGAUGCACGCCACCACCAAGUCCCUGGCGGGCCACUCGGACGCGCUGGGGGGCGCCGUUUGCGUCCCAUCGGCGGAGGAAGCCCAGCGGCUGAAGCAGGACCGCAUGGCACUGGGCUCGACGCCUGGGAGUUUGGAGGUCUGGCUCUUGAUGCGCUCCUUGCGCACCCUUCACCUGCGAGCGGAGAGGCAAUCGCAAACAGCCACGCAGCUGUCUGGCUGGCUACAUGAGGCCACAAAGGACAAGUCGCAUGUCCUGUUUGGUCUGGUCCAUUCAGUGCAGCAUCCUUCGUUGGGCGCUGCUCUGACCGUGGCUUCCAAGCAGAUGAAGGGCUUCGGCGGCUGUUUCGCGCUGGAGCUGUCAACCGAGGCAGCUGCCAAGGCCAUGCCUGGUGCGUUGAAACUGUUCCGAAGUGCCACAUCCCUGGGGGGUGUGGAGAGUCUCAUUGAGUGGCGGAGAAAGUGGGAUUCUGCCAUCUCCCCGUUGCUGCUUCGGAUCUCCAUUGGUUUGGAAGACUUUGAACAUCUCAAAGCAGAUUUAGAGCAAGGGAUCUUGAAGGUUUCUUCCAAAGAGUAG